AUGCUGACAUCGCUGAUCUGUUUCCUUUCCCUGCUUGCUACAGGUUUUUGCUUGCUGUGUGAACGCUGUAGCAGCACCAAUUCCACAUGUUCAGGGCCACCAUAUUCUUGCCCAAAGAAACAAAAGCAUUGUCUCAUCGUCACUACAGAAUAUUUAUUAGGGAAUGAAAGAUGGAUGUCCACAUACAAAGGUUGCACCAGGAAAAGCUACUGUUUCCCACCUUCCACGACCUUUACUUUUCCUUCUCAGCGCAAACGGAGAGCUGCGAUGUGUUGCACUAAGCCUCUCUGCAACAGGGGAACUGUCAAAUUGCCACCAAUGAAUACCAAGCCAAAUGGGCUACUCUGUUCUGGAUGCUUCUCAAAACAAUCUAUGUGCAAGCCCACGGAGACGUUAAAAUGUCAUGGAAAAGAGAGCAAAUGUAUCUACUAUGAUAUGUCUGUGCAACAGGGUGACCAGGUGUACACUUUUGCUAAACGUGGCUGUGGGACCAAGUUCGCCUGUUUGAACAAACCCUAUAUUGGGGGUAUCCCUGGACUGUUUGUAGAGAUGAUGAAAACUGCUCAGUGUACUCUACCUGCAAGAGGAUUCACAUGA
Anolis sagrei ordinatus is the source of this 597-nucleotide messenger RNA. RefSeq names its product phospholipase A2 inhibitor and Ly6/PLAUR domain-containing protein-like. NCBI's taxonomy places the organism in Eukaryota, Metazoa, Chordata, Lepidosauria, Squamata, Anolidae. The record is from RefSeq and is a predicted model, not a curated record.